AUGCCACACUCGACGGGGCUCUCGAGCCCAACGAUCACACUUGACGGAAAGGGGAUCGAUGCCCACGUUAACGUUGAUUUCGUCUCUGAACCCGACGCGCCGACACGUUUCCUCGACGACCACGGCCUCACCCUCGACGCCCUUCCCUACUGGUUAGUGAACGUACCGCCAUCACAAUGGACCGCAGAAUGUCCUGCCUUUCUACGCGACCAGUCGCCCAAAAACAUUCAGUGCCUCGCGACCCCCGACGCUCACUACCAGCGACAGAACUGGGAGAUGGCCUCAUUGUGCCGUGUCUUAGGAACGAACCGGAUUGAUCGUUUUCAGCGCGUCCCGAGCGGUCUACGCAAGUACCUAGCCUACAUGGCGCAGAUAAAGGCCGAGUAUGGGUCGGUGAUGCGGUUUGUGCUGCAAGAACGGCUGGGCUGGGGCGAUGGGAGCCCCGAAGGCUUUCAACCGCGGGGGCGGCCGUUCGAAUUUGCCGAGGAUAUGCGCGUUCUGUACAAUGACUGGCCGUACGGAGUCGAUACAGAUAUUGUGCACCUGGUUGUCUGGACCAAAUUCGAGUUUGCGGAUGACCCGGCCACGGGCGACCUCACGGCAGAGGCGCGAGAGGCGAUCGAGCAGUAUGUGCAGCGCACGUUCUGCUCGCGGGUGGCGCCUGCGCAGGUGGUCUGGUUCAGGAAUUGGAAGUCGCUCAAGUCCGUCCACGCGGUCGAACAUUUCCACGUCAUGCUUUACCGGCCAGAUCUGGCAUUCGUGCGGGAGAUCACGCACGGUGACGUGCCGUUGAUUGACCGGGUGUGA
Molecule: messenger RNA, 807 nt
Organism: Penicillium macrosclerotiorum
Lineage: Eukaryota; Fungi; Ascomycota; Eurotiomycetes; Eurotiales; Aspergillaceae
Product: GIG1 family protein
Exons: 3
Coding region: 1-807 (268 amino acids)
Biological process (GO): N-acetylglucosamine metabolic process
Cellular component (GO): cytoplasm
Source: RefSeq, a predicted model, not a curated record